This is a messenger RNA of Staurois parvus, 793 nucleotides long. NCBI's taxonomy places the organism in Eukaryota, Metazoa, Chordata, Amphibia, Anura, Ranidae. The record is from the annotation of a GenBank genome assembly.
GCCACGGCCACUUAUGAUUGACACUGCUGUGCUAUAGGGUAAAUGUCUGCGAGAAAUAUCCAUCCGUACUUAUUCAUCUGUAUUCUCUCUAUUGCCAUGUAUGACUGCUAAUUAACACUGCUAUGCCAUAUGCCCGUAAUUGUCUGCGAACCUCCACCUCGCCACCGCUGAUGUCCUGCUUCCAUCGGCCGUCUUCUUUUCAUCUUCAGUGUGGUCCGCAGUCUCUGGUCAUCUCCUGUACUAUGUCCGCAGUCUCUGGUCAUCUGGUCAUCUCCUGUACUAUGUCCGCAGUCUCUGGUCAUCUCCUGUACUAUGUAUGUCCGCAGUCUCUGGUCAUCUCCUGUACUAUGUCCGCAGUCUCUGGUCAUCUCCUGUACUAUGUCUGCACUCUCUGGUCAUCUACUGUACUAUGUCCGCAGUUUCUGGUCAUCUCCUGUACUGUGUCUGCAGUCUCUGGUCAUCUCCUGUACUGUGUCUGCAGUCUCUGGUCAUCUCCUGUACUGUGUCCACAGUCUCUGGUCAUCUCUUGUACUCUUUCUGCAGUCUCUGGUCAUCUCCUGUACUCUUUCUGCAGUCUCUGGUCAUCUUCUGUAGUAUGUCCGCAGUCUCUGGUCAUCUUCUGUAGUAUGUCCGCAGUCUCUGGUCAUCUCCUGUACUGUGUUUGCAGUCUCUAGUCAUCUCCUGUACUGUGUCCGCAGUCUCUGGUCAUCUCCUGUACUGUGUCCGCAGUCUCUGGUCAUCUCCUGUACUAUGUCUGCAAUCUCUGGUCAUCUCCUGUACUAUGUCUGCAGUC